This is a messenger RNA of Macaca mulatta (Rhesus monkey), 3869 nucleotides long. RefSeq names its product immunoglobulin superfamily member 6 (gene IGSF6). The record is from RefSeq and is a predicted model, not a curated record. NCBI's taxonomy places the organism in Eukaryota, Metazoa, Chordata, Mammalia, Primates, Cercopithecidae.
AAAAAAAAAAAAAACCAGAUUGCGAAUAACUUUCUGUCUUUCUGUUAAUGAGAAAAUAUAUCAUGAGCAGAUGCCAAGGGCAGACAUCAUAUCAUGGUGGAGAGAUUUUUCAUAAUUUUCAGUGGUGCAGAUGACACUCUUCCCAUGUCUGGGGAAUUGCCUGCCCAGAGUCUGGGAGAGAGGCAAGGCCUGGGAGCCGCUUUCCUGGCCUGCCGUGCAGCUGAGGCACUGGCAUGCAGCCUGAGCCAGGCACACUUGCCCACGCCCUGGAAUGGAGAGCCAGUGACCCAGAGCAGUGGGGAUGUGAGCUUCUCCUUCUCUGGGGGUGGAGUAACGGCAGUGAGACCAAGGGGCCGGGGCAAUGGUUGAGGGAUGCUGACCAAAGGGCUGAUGGCACCUAGUGUUUGGCAGUGGCAGCAGCAUCCUCUUCAGACCUGUUUACGGUGUGAUUUGAGGCAUUCUUCCUGGCUGUGGAUCCCAUACAAGAUUAACUACCCCUCCCAGUGACUCUAGGAGCUACCUUCAAAUGCUUGCAUAAAUUUCCUUUUGUUUAAGUCAGCCUGAGUCUGUUUCUGCAGCCUUACAAAGAAGACCCUUACUGAAUCACUACUAAGCACUGGGGUAGAGGACACGGAGGACAGAGGACCCACGUAUUUGUUUCUCAACAUAUUAAAAGGGGGUCUUUGGGCCAGGCACAGUGGCUCACACCUGUAAUCCUAACACUUUGGGAGGCGAAGGCAGGGGAAUUGCUUGAGGCCAGGACUAGCCUAGACAACACAGAAUCUACAAAAAAAUAAAAAUUGGCCAGGGGUGGUGGUGCACACCUGUAGUCCCAGCUACUCAGGAAGCUGAGGCUGCAAUGAGCUGAAUCUUGCCACUGCACUCCCACCUGGGUGAUAGAGACCCUGUCUCAAAAAAAGGGGGGAAGGCAGGUGUCUUUGGAUUCAAAACUGGAGUACAAAAAGUUAAUAAUAGACAAUUUACUUCUUCACUGCAUUAGAAUGUGUUGUUUACUAACUUUUCUCUUGUCUCUACACAAAGCCACUUCUCCUUCUGCUGUGUCUUUGUUCCCAGCAGUUACUGGCCCAGAGUGGCACCCACAGCAGAUACCCUGGACGGUGACUGAACUGUUCUGAAAAAUCCAAGUAUGAAUUAUCUGUCAAACAAUACUCCUUCUUCCUGGGAAUAUGUGCUACGUGUAAAUCAAAAUCUCACCCAAAAACAUCUAACACCUAUGAGGACUGUAAAAUCCAUGAAAAAAAAAUGAUAUGCACAUUUCUAAAUGUGCUCCAGGCCAAAAUCUCAACGUUAAAUGGUGAAGCUGAGUUACAAACCAUCCUUGCACAAUUUCAAAAAGUUCCUGAUUAUGGUUCCUUCAUAAGAGGUUCCUCUCUUCAGCUCUUCCCUUCUGAAAAAAGAAAGCCAACUUUCCUUUCAAAUACACACCCCAGCCCGCCCCGGCACACACAGAAAUGGGGACUGUGAGCAGAAGCAACAUCGCGCGCCAUCUGCAAACCAACCUCAUUCUAUUUUGUGUCGGUGCUGUGGGCGCCUGUACUGUCUCUGUCACACAACCAUGGUACCUAGAAGUGGACUACACUCACGAGGCCGUCACCAUAAAGUGUACCUUCUCCGCAACCGGAUGCCCUUCUGAGCAACCAACACGCCUGUGGUUUCGCUACGGGACUCAACAGCCUGAGAACCUGUGCUUGGACGGGUGCAAAAGCGAGGCAGACAAGUUCACAGUGAGGGAAGCCUUCAUGGAAAACCAAGUUUCCCUCACUGUAAACAGAGUGACUGCAAAUGACAGUGCAAUUUACAUCUGUGGAAUAGCAUUCCCCAGUGUGCCGGAAGCGAGAGCUAAGCAGACGGGAGGAGGGACCACACUGGUGGUAAGAGAAAUUAAGCUGCUCAGCAAGGAACUGUGGAGCUUCCUGACAGCUCUUGUAUCACUGCUCUCUGUCUAUGUGACCGGUGUAGGCGUGGCCUUCAUGCUCCUCUCCAAAUCAAAAUCCAAACCUCUAAGAAACAAAGAAAUAAAAGAAGACUCACAAAAGAAGAAGAGUGUUCGGCGUAUUUUUCAGGAAAUUGCUCAAGAACUAUACCAUAAGAGACAUGUGGAAACAAACCAACGAUCUGAGAAAGACAACACCACUUAUGAAAACAGAAGGGUACUUUCCAACUAUGAAAGACCAUAGAAACGUUUUAAUUUUCAAUUAAGUCACUGAAAAUCCAACUCCAGGAACUAUGGCAGUGUUAAUGAACAUAUAUCAUCAGGUCUUAAAAAAAAUAAAGGUAAACAGAAAAGACAACUGGCUACAAAGAAGGAUGCCAGAAUGUAAGGAAACUAUAACUAACAGUCAUUAUCAAAAUACCAAAACCCAACAAAAUACAACUGAAAAAUACCUUCCAAAUUUGCCAAGGGAAAAAAAAAAUUCUAUUUUAAACAUGUAUCCUGAGUUUGCUUUAUUCAACAUGAGAUGUGUGAUGACUGCCAUCCUGAAAAUCUGAAGCCAAACCAUAUGCCUCAGUCUUGAGUGGAAGAAUCACCUUUAUGGUUUGUGGAAGUCUUGGGACAAUCAAAAUAAGUUGAGAGGGAGCAACGUAACAAAAUUUGAGUUAGAGACAUUCAUUUUGAAAAGCACCUUAGUCAAAGUUUUUCCCUCUGAUGUUGUAAUGGGGCAAUGGGGUAGCGCACAUUUGCCUGCCAGGGUAUGAAACAUCAUGCUACCAGCAAAAGGAGAAUAGAAUAGUGGCUACAGUAAGACCAUAAAAGCCAAAAUACAGAAAAUCCAAAGCUGAAGGUUAAACAGAGGAAACUUCAGAACAAAUAAGCCACAACUGACUCUAGAUGUCAGUGUUGUGCCAAGUAACAGCACCAGGGAAGAUGUGGGCAACACAUCUACUUUACAAGCACGUUUGUAAUACUGAUUUUUUUUCUUUUGUUUUUUUUGAGACAAAGUCUCAUUCGGUUGCCCAGGCUGGAGUGCAGUGGUGCGAUCCGGCUCACUACAACCUCCACCUCCCAGGUUCAUGCCAUUCUUCUGCCUCAGUUUCCCAAGUAGCUGGGAUUACAGGUGCGCGCCACCAUGCCCAGCUAAUUUUUUUCUUUUUUUUCUUUUUUUUUUUUGGUGUGUAUUUUUAGUAGAGAUGGGGUUUCGCCAUGUUGGCCUGGCUAGUCUCAAACUCCUGACCUCAAAUGAUCUGCCCGCCUUGGCCUCCCAAAGCUGGGAUUACAGGUGUCAGCCACUGCGCCCAGCCUAUAAUACUGAUUUUUAACCAAUUUAGGAGGGAAAUGUCAGAUAGGAUUCAUGGUACAGCAAGGAUAUUUAUGGAAUUCAUUACCACUUCACUAAGAAAACAUGACAUAAAUUGUCCUUUGAAAGCUACUUUGGUAUAAAAAAAUCUAAAGUGCCCAUAAGUAUGCAUUCAUUAUUAGACACAAAUUACAACCUUACAACCUACUGUGUUUAUUUCAUUAAAGUGUUUCUUUUAAACUGGUAUUGCCUAAGGUGUAUUCUUUAUAAAAUUUAGAAUUUUAAAAUACUUUAAGAUUCCUUUGAAAGUAUUUUUGCAUUGAUGGUUUAAAUCAGUGGUAUCAAACUUUCCUGAUCAUAUGUGCCCAGAAAAAUGGGCAGAGGAAAGGAGGCAGCAUGGAACCUCAUUUUUUUAUGUGUAUCAGUGUAUAUAUGUGACUGCACAUGUGUAUAUGUGUGGGGUUACAUGUGUUUUGUAUACAGUAUAUGCGUGAAUAUGUACGUUUGUACCUUAUACACAAAAACAGAAAUUAAACAAUGGCAUAAGCAGCAAUAUAAAUAAAAAAUGCUAAUAUUUUCCUGCCAUAUUCCAAAAUAAACUGUUUUGUGUAC